Molecule: messenger RNA, 2710 nt
Organism: Poecilia latipinna (sailfin molly)
Lineage: Eukaryota; Metazoa; Chordata; Actinopteri; Cyprinodontiformes; Poeciliidae
Gene: nsfa
Product: N-ethylmaleimide-sensitive factor a
Exons: 22
Coding region: 103-2367 (754 amino acids)
Biological process (GO): SNARE complex disassembly; intra-Golgi vesicle-mediated transport; Golgi to plasma membrane protein transport
Cellular component (GO): Golgi stack
Molecular function (GO): ATP hydrolysis activity; ATP binding
Source: RefSeq, a predicted model, not a curated record
UUAUAAAGCGAUCUGCCGUCGAGCUGUUCACCCCACCGUCCCCCGCCGUCGUAUGAAUCACUGAGCCGAGCCGCAUCCCCAGAUCUACCGCAACCCGCGAAGAUGGCGACCCGGGUCGUAAUAUUUUAUAAGACCAUGCAAGCUGCCCGAUGCCCGACAGAUGAGCUGUCACUGACUAACUGUGCUGUCGUGAGCGAGAAGGAUCUGCAGUCCGGACAACACGUGACAGUGAAAACGACACCAAACCACAAGUACGUGUUUACAGUAAAGACCCAUCACACUGUAGCAGCUGGAAGCAUCGCCUUCAGCCUGCCACAGAGGAAAUGGGCCGGUCUCUCCAUCGGCCAGGAAGUGGAAGUGUCCAACUACAACUUUGACAAGUCCAAGCAGUGCAUUGGCGCCAUGACAAUCGAAAUCGACUUCCUGCAAAAGAAGAGCACCGACUCCUCUCCCUACGACUCGGACAAGAUGGCCGCCGAGUUCAUCCAGCAGUUCAACAACCAGGCCUUCUCCGUCACCCAGCAGUUAGUGUUCAGUUUCUGUGACAAGCUGUUCGGACUGAUGGUGAAGGACAUCGAGGCGAUGGACACCAGCAUCCUGAAAGGAGAACCAGCUUCUGGGAAGAAGCCGCAAAAGAUCGACAUCGGUCUGAUGGUGGGCAACAGCCAGGUCAUCUUUGAGAAGGCAGAGAGUUCUUCGCUCACACUAGUUGGUAAGGCAAAGACCAAGGAGGCACGGCAGACAAUCAUCAACCCGGACUGGAACUUUGAGAAAAUGGGUAUUGGAGGUCUGGACAAGGAAUUCUCUGACAUUUUCCGCAGAGCCUUCGCUUCCAGGGUGUUCCCUCCUGACAUUGUGGAUCAGAUGGGCUGCAAGCACGUGAAGGGAAUCCUGCUGUUUGGGCCACCAGGGUGUGGAAAAACCCUGAUGGCCCGGCAGAUCGGCAAGAUGCUCAACGCCCGUGAGCCAAAGGUGGUUAACGGCCCGGAGAUUCUCAAUAAGUACGUGGGAGAGUCUGAAGCCAACAUCCGCAAGCUGUUUGCCGAGGCAGAGGAUGAGCAGAAGAGGCUUGGUGCCAACAGCGGCCUGCACAUCAUCAUCUUCGAUGAGCUGGAUGCUAUCUGCAAGCAGAGAGGCACGGGCGCCAGCAGCACGGGUGUGCACGACACUGUGGUCAACCAGCUGCUGUCGAAAAUUGAUGGCGUGGAGCAACUUAACAACAUCCUGGUUAUUGGAAUGACCAACAGACCCGACCUCAUUGAUGACGCUCUGAUGAGGCCUGGCAGGUUUGAGGUGAAGAUGGAAAUCGGUCUGCCUGAUGAGAAGGGUCGCGUCCAGAUCCUGAACAUCCACACCAAUAAGAUGCGGAGCUUUAACCUGCUGGCUGCAGAUGUUGACGUCAAAGAGCUGGCCGCAGAGACAAAAAACUACAGCGGCGCCGAGCUGGAGGGGCUCGUCCGGGCCGCACAGUCCACCGCCAUGAACCGACAUAUCAAGGCUACAUCUACAGUUGAGGUGGACAUGGAGCGGGCAGAGAAGCUGCAGGUCACCAGGGCUGACUUCAUUGGAUCCCUCAACAAUGACAUCAAACCCGCUUUUGGCACAAACCAGGAGGAUUACUCCAGCUACAUCAUGAAUGGGAUCAUCAAAUGGGGCGACCCCGUUACCCACGUCCUGGAUGACGGAGAGCUGCUCGUCCAGCAGACCAAGAACAGCGACCGCACUCCUCUGGUGGCUGUACUCCUGGAGGGUCCGCCCCACAGUGGGAAGACAGCCCUGGCAGCGCAGAUUGCAGAGGACUCCCAGUUCCCCUUCAUUAAGAUCUGCUCUCCAGACAAGAUGAUUGGAAACUCUGAGAUCUCCAAAUGCCAGGCUAUCAAAAAGGUCUUCGAUGAUGCAUACAAGUCCCAGCUCAGCUGUGUGGUGGUGGAUGACAUCGAGCGCCUGCUGGACUACGUGCCUAUUGGUCCUCGUUUCUCCAACCUUGUGCUGCAGGCUCUGCUAGUGCUGCUUAAAAAACCUCCACCCAAGGGCAGGAAGCUGCUCAUCAUCGGCACCACCAGCAGGAAGGACGUCCUGCAGGAGAUGGAGAUGCUGGACGCCUUCAGCACCACCAUCCAUGUCCCCAACAUCUCCACUGGGGAGCAGCUGGUGGACGCCUUAGAGCUGCUUGGAAGCUUCACGGAUAAAGAGCGGGCCAGCAUCGGCCAGCAGCUGAGAGGGAAGCGGGUCUGGAUCGGCAUCAAGAAGCUGCUGGUGCUCAUAGAGAUGUCGCUGCAGAUGGAUCCAGAUUACAGAGUGAUCAAAUUCAUGACUCUGCUUAGAGACGAGGGAGCGUUGAAUGAAGGCGAUCAAAUCCGAAUUUAAGCUGUCGGUCACUCUUUCCUGUGAUCGCAGCUUGUAAGAGCAGAGGGAGCAAGUGGAGCUGAGGAGACUUUCAUUUUCUGCAAAACCAUAAACAUGAACCAACGUGACAGGAGAAAACUGAUCCCUGGUCUAACGCCUCUACCCCUCCGCAUGUCCAACCGAGAAAACGUCUCCGUGUCUCCUUCCCUCACGCUCACCGACGUCACUAACGGCACUUAUAUCAACAUGUUGCAGCCAACUAUUGGAAGUUGUAAUGUGAAACUGUUCUCUGUAAAGGAACUUGCAAUAGAUGAUUGUGGAGAAAAUAAAAAAGGUGUUGUUUUGUGCAUUGUGCGUAAAAAAA